Phanerochaete carnosa HHB-10118-sp is the source of this 2709-nucleotide messenger RNA. RefSeq lists its product as uncharacterized. The transcript has 6 exons. Lineage: Eukaryota; Fungi; Basidiomycota; Agaricomycetes; Polyporales; Phanerochaetaceae. The record is from RefSeq and is a predicted model, not a curated record. The coding region runs from base 1 to 2709 and encodes 902 amino acids.
AUGCUACAUCUCGAUCAGAAUCACAGCACCCUGUCCUCCCCUCAUUCGAAGCCUGGUCUGAUUCUGUCGAGUCCACCUCGAACUGAUCAGCACUCCCUUCGUUCUUGGUCAGGCCACGGCGAAAAGCCUUUUGUCCAGGAACAGCAGGAACAGCUCGUGGAACAGGCUCCCACAAAUCCCAUAAAGCCCGACAUACCCGCACCAAACACCGAUACACUUAGCGAACCCUCCGUCUCCACGGGGUUAAACGUCCCAAGAAAUGCCGAAGAUCCCAAAGUGUCGGACCAGUCACCAAGUAGCCCUGCUGAUGCAACAUCCCCUGCGAUUGAGAGCACGUCGUCAUUAACACCUCCGCCAUCCGCAACAUCACCCGCCUUCUCAUCAGUCGACUUACCAGACGGUGAGACAUCAGAACAGCAGAAGGUGGAGGGGUCAGAAGUGGAAGACAAGGCGAAGGCGGAGACCUCUGCUGACGCUGCGGAAAAGCCGUCGCGGGCGUCGACCCCCCUCAGUGAGCUCUCGUCUGCACCUGAGGGAGAUGAACCAGCCGCAGGCGACAAAAAGGACAGCGAGGAGAGGAAACCGGGCGCCGACUCUGGAAAUGCUGCUACUGGGAAGAGCUCGACCGGGGAUGUUUACAAUGGUGGUAAUCAAGUUAACGCAGCUCAUGCGAACUUCAUGGCGGCCAACGAGCAAAUGGGGAUUGAGCACCGGUUGGCACAGGGGUCUGUAUCCAGGGCACAGAGCAUUGCAACUCCAGAACCUGCUGCGAGCAUACCGACUACCGCACCGCCUCGAAAGACAGAUCCUAAGGUUGAUGUCAUGAUUGAGCUGAAUGCUGAACUCUUGAAGGUGUGUAUGGAAUUCCAGGCGCGGGGCAUAGCGUUAGCCGAUCCAAGGGCGCAACAAUAUUCUGUCCGGUUGCAAUCCAAUCUGACUUGGAUGGCUGCAGCUGCGGACGAGCACCGGGUGAAGAGCGUACAUUCCAUGCCAUUACCUCCCUUACAAGCUCCGCCGCCCCUGGACUUCGCCAUACCGUCGGUCGAGCGGAUACAACAGAUCUACGCCGAGCUGCCGACCAUGUUCUCUAAAGAUAUCAUGCGGAGACAAUCUAUCUCUGGCACAGGAGUACUCCAACCGUCUGGCCUUUCAAAUGGCAAUCUCAAGAGAGAGCGCCCCGAUGACCACACGAUCGACCUGGUCAGCGCGCAUAAGAGACGUGACACCGGUGAUUCGAAGGCGUCGACGCCGGUUGCUUCUACACAUUCACGAAAUACCUCAUCUCCCCUUCAACUCCAGUCUGCGGGCUCGCCUGCUGGACAGCCAGGGACGCCAACACAUCCUAUUAGCGCACCUAAUAUGAUGGGAUCCUCGAGUAGCAGUCCGUCAAUGCCACCACCGUCUGUACCCCAUGGCAUGAUGCCGCACAUGAACGAAGCGCAAAUUGCCGCUGCGCGCGCCAGGCAAAUGCAGAUGCGUCAGGCUGCUAUGCAGCAAGGCCUGAGCGACGCGGGUAGACAGAUGUCAGCUGGUGGAUCCCAAGGCGGGAUGGGCAUGUCGAACAUGGCAGGAACGUCAUCGAUGCCCCCUCAACAGCUAGCUGCGCUACAACAGAUGGGUCCUGGUGCUGUACAGUGCUUCCAGAUCCUGCAGAACCCGCAACACCCGCUUGUCCAGUAUAUGAUUCAAAACGCUCCCGGAUUCCAGUCCGCCCCGCUUGUGCAACAAAUACAACAGAUGCAAAGGGUCCAGGCUAUGAUGCAAGCCAAGAGUCAACAGCAGCGAGCAGCCAACGCGCAGGCGGCAUUUCCUCAGGGGGUUGGAGGCCCAGGGAAUAUGGGCGUUCCUAACGGCAGUCCAACGCGGAUGUCUCCUUCUGGACAACAAGCCUCUAUGCAACAACAAGGAGGCUUCCCGUUCCCUGGGAGCGGCGGCAGCGGGACUCCGAAUACCAUCAACUUAACGCCAGCUCAGCAAGCGAACUUGGCUAAUAUGAACUCUCAACAGAGGCAGCUCUUUCUAAUGCACCAACAGCAGAUAAUGCGCGGCAACAACACGCAGAACAAUGCGAUGAUGAAUCAGCAGAUGUUUAAUGCCGCUCAGCAGCAACGGAUGGCAGGGGCGUCACCACACAUUGGUUCACCGAUGCUCGGCGGGCCCGUGGAUGGUGGCAACUUCCCUACAGCGCUUCGCUCCAACCCAGGUGUACCCGGUAUCGCUCGUAGCGCGCGUACACCUUCCGACCACGCGCCCUCGCCCAUGACGCCGCAGAUAUCGCAAGGACGGGGCGGUCAGAUGGACGACUUCCAGCGCGCGAUGAUAGCCCAGCGAAACUUGGCGCAGGCUGGCGGUAUGAACCAGCUAGGUGGCGGCAACAUGAAUCCCGCAUGGCCGCAGUCCCAAGGAAUGGCCGGUCAAGGUAUGCCAGGAGCAAUGUUACCGCAUGGGAGUGCAGGCUUCGGUGGCAUGUCAGGAAGCGGCAGCCCGUCUAUCGGUGGACAACAGCAAUGGAGUCCGAGUAGCGCAGGCGGGCAAUUCUCGUUCAAUACUGGGUCACCGUCUGCGGGCCCUCAAGGCGAUGUCUCGCUCUCCGAUUCGCGCCAGACAUCUGCUACACCUGCACCGCUGAGUAUGGCACAAAAUAGCCCCAUGCCAGGGGGUGACCAAACCGGCCUGAGCGACUUCGAUAUUUUCGACUGGGGACAAUAG